ACAACCGAGUCCGUGCCACAAAUUGAAAGUGAAAGUUAGUUACGUAUCAUCUCGCGAGAGGUAUCAUGGUGGUUAGCAGAGAACUUGCAUCAGAUAGAAAUCAGUGAAACAGUGAAAACAACAGUUAUGGAGUUUUCUGACACACAGAUUCAUAUUCUGAUAAACGCUAUUAUGUCGGCAAUGGGGUUCAUUGUGUGUUAUAACAUCAUUCCGAAGUUUAGAACGAUGUUUAUCAAUGCACACCUCUUUGGCAUUGACAUGAGCAAAAGGGAAAAGAAACAAAUUCCCGAAUCUCAAGGAAUGAUAUGUGGAGCCAUUUUCCUGGUCAUCAUGUUCUUAUUUAUCCCAGUACCAUUUUACAAGCAUAUUUUGACAGACAAUUCUGGAAAUUCAUUUCCGCAUCAUGAGUAUAUUGAGUACAUUGCUGCCCUUCUGUCUAUAUGCUGUAUGAUAUUUUUGGGAUUUGCUGAUGAUGUUUUGGAGCUAAAAUGGCGACACAAACUGUUUCUGCCAACUAUGGCCUCUCUACCAUUACUGAUGGUUUACUUUGUGAACUUUGACUCAACAGUUAUAAUCGUACCUAAACCUUUGCGCUUUUAUUUUGGUCAUGAUAUUAAUUUAGGAAUUUUGUACUAUGUGUACAUGGGAAUGUUGGCUGUAUUUUGCACUAAUGCAAUAAACAUCUUGUCUGGUGUGAAUGGACUGGAAACUGGACAAUCUCUUAUCAUAGCUCUUUCUGUACUUAUUUUCAAUUUCUUGGAGCUGAAUGGAUGUUGCAGAGAGGCACAUAUUUUCAGCAUAUAUUUUAUUCUACCAUACACAGCUGUCUGUUUAGCCAUUUUCAUACAUAACUGGUACCCAGCAGAUGUAUUUGUGGGGGACACUUUCUGCUAUUUCUCAGGAAUGACAUUUGCAGUAGUGGCAAUUUUAGGGCACUUUAGCAAGACAAUGUUAUUGUUCUUUAUACCUCAGGUCUUCAAUUUUAUAUAUUCAGUACCACAGCUUUUUAAAAUGGUUCCAUGUCCAAGACACCGGUUACCUAAAUAUGAUCCAGCAAGUGACACUGUUGGUAUGAGUAAAACCACCUUUAAAUAUGAAAAAUUAAACAUCAUUGGGAAAUUGUCCGUGACCGUAUUUAGGAUGUUAUUCCUCCUUGAAGUGAAGGAAGGUGUUGGAGAAGAUAAACAGUAUAUCGAGUGUAAUAACAUGACUCUAAUUAACUUGGUGCUGAAGUUCUGUGGACCUCUGCAUGAAAAGACACUAGUCAUUAUUUUGUUAACAAUGCAGGUUUUAUGCAGUGUUCUUGCUUUUGGAAUAAGGUAUCAACUUUCCAAAGUAUUUUAUGAUUAGUGAAUUCCAAAUAUGAUCAUCUGAAAGCCAUUGUUGAAUGUAGGAAAUAUUAAUAAAAAAAAUUAUGCCAAAGGCUGCCACUAUAUGUAUAUAUUAAUCAAAAUAAAUUCAUUAUCUUCUGUGAGCCAUGGGCUUUCAUUUGCUUGCAUUUAUAUCAUGAAUUUAUAUUUGAACAAUUCAGUCAUGAUUUAAGAUUACGUAUUUUAAAUUAUUUGUGAAUGAGUUUGAUGUCACCUUUACAAAAUUUUAAUGAACAGUCAUGUAUAGAUAAAAGUUUUCUGUAAUGGAUGCUUUACAAAUGAUGG
Saccostrea echinata is the source of this 1655-nucleotide messenger RNA. RefSeq names its product UDP-N-acetylglucosamine--dolichyl-phosphate N-acetylglucosaminephosphotransferase-like. Gene Ontology annotation, biological process: dolichol-linked oligosaccharide biosynthetic process; protein N-linked glycosylation. The transcript has 8 exons. NCBI's taxonomy places the organism in Eukaryota, Metazoa, Mollusca, Bivalvia, Ostreida, Ostreidae. Gene Ontology annotation, cellular component: membrane. The record is from RefSeq and is a predicted model, not a curated record. Bases 127 to 1350 code for a protein of 407 amino acids. Gene Ontology annotation, molecular function: UDP-N-acetylglucosamine-dolichyl-phosphate N-acetylglucosaminephosphotransferase activity.